This is a messenger RNA of Struthio camelus australis, 860 nucleotides long. Lineage: Eukaryota; Metazoa; Chordata; Aves; Struthioniformes; Struthionidae. The record is from RefSeq and is a predicted model, not a curated record.
UGAGGAUGGCCAAUCAGAGCGCGAGACCGGGGUGGGGGUGGUGGUGGUGGUGGUGCGGAGCCAGCAGGGUUCUGCGCUUGAAGAAGAAAACCUCGCUAAAGCAGGCGUUUGCACUCAGCCGAGCACCGACGCCCAGAGAAAGCUGUCUGUGUGCUGCAGGUGAUGCGCUCGUGAGUUGCCACAGACACUACAAAUCCCGUCCUACACAUGGCAUUGGGAAGUUUAAGUAUCUACUCCCACCGGAGGCUCCAAAGAAGAGAAAAGAUAGAAUACAGAUGAAAGAGAUAAGUGUUGGGACUGAAUAUGAAUACGGAGAUGUCAACAUUCAGAUGACUUCCUAUGAUAUGUGUCUCGUGGAGCGCUUUGCUCAAUACGUGCAUAAACUCUGCAACCGACUCUCCGUUAGGGUCAAUGAAAGCUACGCAAUGCCCACCAAGACCAAUGAAGUGCUGUUCUUGGAAGAGCGAGGUUCCAAAAUGCAGCUGGAUGCAGUCCUUACUACCCACCAGAGGGUUGUCCAGAUCAGCGGUUUGAGUUCGACAUUUGCUCCGAUACUCUUGGAAGUUAUUCAGAGUAAUCAGCCUGAAGGGGUCCAUCUGCUAGUGAAAGAGCACACAGAAGCAGACUUCAAGAUCCGAUUAAAGGCUCGACCAGAACUUGAAGAGCUGCUAGCGCAGAUGAACUGAGAUGAGGAAUAAUCCAUCCAUUUCAGAGCCAUCUCUGGGAAACGGAAGCUUCUCUUUGGCUGCUUGAGCCUCCAGAAAAUGACUGUGAGCACUGUACUUAUAAGUUUGUGACUUGGAAGAAAUUUGCACUGUCAUCAGGCAUCUUCUUUUAAUAAAGACAAAUGCAUGUGUUUA